Molecule: messenger RNA, 3122 nt
Organism: Labeo rohita (rohu)
Lineage: Eukaryota; Metazoa; Chordata; Actinopteri; Cypriniformes; Cyprinidae
Gene: ghrhrl
Product: growth hormone releasing hormone receptor, like
Exons: 13
Coding region: 18-1256 (412 amino acids)
Biological process (GO): cell surface receptor signaling pathway; adenylate cyclase-activating G protein-coupled receptor signaling pathway; positive regulation of cell population proliferation
Cellular component (GO): plasma membrane
Molecular function (GO): growth factor binding; G protein-coupled peptide receptor activity; growth hormone-releasing hormone receptor activity
Source: RefSeq, a predicted model, not a curated record
UGGACUCGACUGGAGAGAUGCGUUUGUGCGUUCGCGGGAUCCUCUGGUUGACAUCUCUUACAACAGUGUUGUCUAGUUUGCAUCCUGAGUGUGAGUAUAUCUUUCAGUUGGCAAGAGAUGAACAGCGGUGUCUCAGAGAGAUCACAGAUCUCGGGAACCUCAGCAACUCUUCAGGUUGUCUGCCAGUAUGGGAUGCUGUAGUUUGUUGGCCCAGAGCUGCAGUAGGCGAGACGAUCCACUUGCCCUGUCCUGCUGUUUUCUCUCUCUUCAACAACAACACGGGUAUAGUGAGUCGUAAUUGCACGGCUGGCGGCUGGUCACAUCCGUUCCCUCCUUACCAUGAGGCCUGCACUGCUGAGGAUGAAGUCCCAGAGGAAUCAUAUUUUGCCACUGUGAAACUGAUCUACACCGUUGGUUACGGAGUGUCACUGCUGUCGCUCUCUGUUGCCGUAAUAAUACUGCUGCUCCUUAGGCGAUUACACUGUGCUCGAAACUACAUCCACAUGCAGCUGUUUUUCACCUUCAUCCUGAAAUCGGUGGCUGUGUUUAUCAAAGAUGCUACACUGUUCUCCAGUGACGACACAGAUCACUGCACGCUCUCUACGGCGGCAUGUAAGGCGUCGGUGGUGUUUUGUCAUUAUUGCGUCAUGACUAAUUUCUUCUGGUUGCUGGUUGAAGCCAUGUAUCUAAACUCUCUGCUGGUCUCGGCCUUCCCGCGGAGCCGGCGCUGUCUGUGGAGUUUCGCUCUGCUGGGCUGGGGUUUUCCGCUGGUCUGCAUCAUCCUCUGGAUCUGCUCCAGACUGUAUUUUGAGGAUACAGAGUGUUGGGACAUAAAUGAAGAUUCUCCUUAUUGGUGGAUAAUCAAAGGCCCCAUUGUAGUUUCCAUAGGGGUGAACUUCCUUCUCUUCAUGAACAUUAUCAGGAUUCUGGUGCAGAAACUGAACCCUCGCUUGAUCCAGUUCAACAAUUCAGCUCAGUACAGGCGACUGACCAAAUCCACCCUCCUCCUCAUCCCUCUCUUCGGCACUCAUUACAUGGUCUUCAGCUUCCUCCCAGACUACUUCAACGUGAGCCUGCGGCUUUGCAUCGAGCUCUGUCUGGGCUCCUUCCAGGGCCUCAUUGUUGCAGUUCUUUACUGUUUCCUAAACCAGGAGGUUCAGAAUGAAAUACGCUUACGAUGGAUGCGAUAUCAAGAGGGGAGUUAUGUUGUCGUCCCUGUUGGAGCCAAAGGAAGUCAGAUGGACACACCAUUCUAGAGUCAUUAAAACUCACCAGUGCCUCCAUACAGACCUCAACACCUCCAGAAAACAUGAACAUCUCAAUGAAACAGUUUUAUUAAAUGCAGAUUCUAUUGCUCAGUUUAUAUGACAAUAAAUGACUUAAAGAGACAUAAUAUAUUUGAGUUGCAGUAUAUCAGUGAAUUAUACACAUUUAAAAAAAAUGUGAAUACUGGAAUUUAUCAAAGCAAAACUGGUGCUUUUGGGGGGAUUCUGGGUGGGCACACUCUUAAAAAUAAAGGUGCUUUAAAAGAUUCUUCACAGCGAUGCCAAAGAAGAACCAUUUUUGGUUCCACAAAGAACAAUUGAGUCAAAGGUUCUUUAAAGAACCAUCACUCUUUUACCUUUUUAUAACCUGAAGAACCUUCUAUCGCCACAAAGAACCUUUUACGAAACAGAAAGGUUCUAAAGAUGUUAAAGGUUCUUUAUGGAACCAUUUAGACAAAAAAGGUUUUUCUAUUGCAUCGUGAAGCACCUUUAUUUAGAGUGUUCAUUAUAUAGAAAAGCCUAUGAAAAUAUACUUCUAUUGCCCUUUAAAUGCAGAUAUUUAAUUAUAUUAUUUGUUUACUACUUUGGAGAAAUGUUAAACUGUAAAAAUCUCUCCAAUAAAAGAGGUUUGAAUACAUUUAUCGGUUUGUAUGAACGUGUUACAGUAUUUAACAUUUGUAUAUACAAAUAUAAAGAUUAAUUCUGUGUGAGAUACAGGUAACCGGGGAAAGUUGUUACAUAUUUUUAAUGUUGUAAUUUUGUUGAAUUUUUAAAAACUGUGGUUUGAUAUUUCCUUCUCUUUUUUUUAUUGCAUUUGUUGUUUUGUGGUUCAUAACUGUAAUACUGUGUACGUUUUGCUGAAACGCCUGUAAAUAGGCUGUUAAAUGUCAAGUUCCCAUAUUGUGAAAAAAUGCCCUGCAAUUUGUUGAUCAUAUAUUCCUGUAUCUUUUCCCCCCUGCAGUAACAGUACAAAUGUUCAAAAGCAUCGUUGUAGCAAAUACUUAGUGUUUAUAAAUACAUUGACUUUAAAAUUGAACCCGCUCUCAAAAAUAAUAAUUUGAGCUAAAGGUCUGGCAACUAGUGCUGGUUUCUUCUUUCUGCUGGUUGAUUCUUUCUUGACAACUUACUUAAGUGCCAGUUCCGGGGCCAUUUGCUUUGUUAUUUUAGCUAUAAAAACAUUACUUUCUGCAGUUCGAUAUUUCAAACUGGUAUUUGUCAUACUAGGCCUAUUAUUUUAAUUCAUUAUCAUAAACACGCUAAUUUGUUGUGCAAAGUCUUUACGUUUACUUUUUCUUAUUCUUUCUUAUUUACCUAUAGUGACUAAUUUCAGAUUUUCAAAGAAAAUAGCGUAUUUUUGUGUUUCAAAAUAGAGCAGAGAUUGAAAUACCAAAUGUGUUUAACAGUGUUGUGUUUCUUUAUAUGUAGCCUUCUCUUCUAAUUCUCACCAAAUGUGCAUUUAUACUCCGUUGCCUUUAAACUGCUAGUAAAAUCAUUGUAAUUUUUUUUUUUUUAAAUAUGAAUAUUGUAUUAUACUGUAUAUUUUCUAGCUGUAAUAUGUUAUUUAAUUGUUUGUUUAUCUUUCUGUUUUCACAUGCUCUUUGAGUGGCCUUAAGUGUUUUAAUGCAUCACAUCAUCAGAGUGCAUUACAGAGAUGGAAAUAUUACCCAAUUUUAUGAUGCUUUUUCUGUGUAAUGGGUUUUGCCCAUUUUUUUCCUUUAAUUGUGCAAUUAAGCUGAUGUCGUCACUCAUGUGUUUGUGUAUGUGCUUAAGCAAGAGUUGAUUUUUCUGCUUUAAUGUCUACAAAAUAAUUACUUUUUAUUAAAGCAAGAAAAAUGUAUUUAAAUUACCAAAUGCCAU